AGUAAAUUUAUUGGACAGCGCACAUUCGUUUGGGUCCACUGAUUGCCCACGCGUUAUGACGCCAGAAUGUCCUUCCGGCCUUUUAUAAACAGAUAAAUAAAAUUCUAGAAAGUGCGAAUGGACCAAUUCUAAAGCCUAAAGCCUAUGGGAACGGCCCUCCUCCUCCUCCUCCAACAUCAUCAAUCUCUUCUUCGUCCCGCAUCCUCAUUCUCGUACGUAACCUCUUCAGGCAUAACAACCUCCGACGUCAGUAAUCCUCGUAUCAUCUAUCUCCUGCCGCCGCACCAAAAUGUUCUGCGACAGCAAUCCAUGAAAAAUCUGACCGUAAUAACGGCUGCCACCACCCAGCUCCAACCGAGAUUAUUUUGUGCAAUCAAUAGUGGAAAUAGUAACAACUCUGGCAUCCAGGAUACCAUGGCUGAUAAUUCUCAAUCAGUUAGCGGUACAUCGACGAUUUUGAACGGUGAAAAAGAAGAGGAGAAGAAGGAAUUGGAGAAGUCAACACCCCGAUAUAUUCCUCCGCCGCCGGAGAAGCCGUUGCCGGAUGACUGUUGUGGAAGCGGAUGUGUUAGGUGCGUGUGGGACAUCUACUACGAAGAGCUGGAGGCCUACAACAAGCUUUACAAAACCAGUCCUGAUUCCCCCAAUGCUUCUUCCGAACAGAGCUGAUGUUUUGAAUUAUUGCUGAUUCUUUAUGCUUCUGGGGCUUUUUUCUUCUUCUUCUUCUUUUUUUCCCCUCCACUGAUUGGUGAAGAAUUGACGAGCAAAUAUUUGAUUUUUUUUUAUAUAUUAAAAAAAAAGAGUUUGCUUUUCAUUUCCAUUUUUCUUUGGUGAUCUCCGAGAGAAUUAGUACACGUGGAAAGCGGAAACGUCAAAAGUUAAAAGACGGUCGAUUGAAAAAUUUCUUCAGCUUGUUGUAUUGUAUUGAAAAGGCUGGAUAGUGUCAUCAACUUCUAAUUGUAUUUGUACCAUCCAAUUUGUUGUUAA
Coffea eugenioides is the source of this 987-nucleotide messenger RNA. RefSeq lists its product as uncharacterized. The record is from RefSeq and is a predicted model, not a curated record. The coding region runs from base 145 to 669 and encodes 174 amino acids. Lineage: Eukaryota; Viridiplantae; Streptophyta; Magnoliopsida; Gentianales; Rubiaceae. The transcript has a single exon.